This is a messenger RNA of Cololabis saira (Pacific saury), 1002 nucleotides long. It is a transcript of the gene nol12, whose product is annotated as nucleolar protein 12. Gene Ontology annotation, cellular component: nucleolus. The coding region runs from base 51 to 749 and encodes 232 amino acids. The record is from RefSeq and is a predicted model, not a curated record. Lineage: Eukaryota; Metazoa; Chordata; Actinopteri; Beloniformes; Belonidae. Gene Ontology annotation, molecular function: RNA binding. The transcript has 6 exons.
UACGAUUGAACACGACGGACCGGAAGUUUGAGACCGCUCACGUGUGGAACAUGAAGCCUAAAAAGACGUUUAACAAUGUUUCUAAGAAAACUAAAUUCAAGCCUGGAUCCAAGAAAAGGGAGAAUAAAUGUGUAAUAAUGUUCGACGACAACGAUAGACAAGAUUAUCUCACUGGUUUCCAUAAGCGAAAGGUGGAGAGGAGGAAAGCAGCAGUGCAAGAGAUCCGAAAUAAAAUCAAAGAAGAGCAGAAAAGAGUCAGAGAACAACGACAUAAAGAAUAUAUGAAGAUGCUGAAGGAGAGGACAGACGCUCUUGAGGAGGCUGAAGACGAGCUGGAGGAUGCAGUGACCGGUACAACGGAGUCUGUGCAGUACGAUCACCCAAACCACACAGUUACCGUGACAACCAUCGAUGAUCUUGACCUCUCAGGGGCUCGCUUGCUUGGACUUGAAUCAAAGCAGGCUGACACACAGGGUGAUGAUGAAACUGAAGAUAAAGAGGAUAGGGUGGAAAAGCCUGCCAUGCCAAAGACGGCCGGGAAUCCAAUCAUGAACAAAAAGAUCCGCUCUCUUACGUCGGCGCUCAACACUUUUACCACCAAGCGGAAGAGGAAAGGGAAGCAGGAAGGCAGAGGCGGACAAGGCCGUCAAACAGACAGGAGACCCUCUGAGGGGAAGCACAAAGGAGGGAAGACCAGCAAGUUUCUGAGACGCCGACGGACCGGGAAGAAGAUUCAUCAUCAGGAGUGAAACCGCGCGAGCUGAAACCUUACGUGGAUUAGGUUGUUUUGUGGCCAACAAAGUGGACGUUUCUCUCUUGAGCAGGAUGUUUAGGAUGUGGAUGGAGCUCUUGGACCUUCUGUCAAUAGUUUCCAGAGUUACCUGCCUGUUGAAAUAUCCUGUUCACAUCUGUAUAUUUGUAACUCCUUUUGUAGCGUUUUGUAACCAUCACACAGAUUUCACUGUAUUCAACAAUGAUUAAAGGGAAUGUUGAUAUUUCAUA